This is a messenger RNA of Nicotiana attenuata, 2824 nucleotides long. RefSeq lists its product as uncharacterized. Lineage: Eukaryota; Viridiplantae; Streptophyta; Magnoliopsida; Solanales; Solanaceae. Bases 285 to 2558 code for a protein of 757 amino acids. The transcript is spliced from 11 exons. The record is from RefSeq and is a predicted model, not a curated record.
AAAUAAAAUUUGAUAAGCAACAUUAUUGAAUACUGAAAUUUCCUCCUACAUCUAAAGACACGGAACCCGAGGAGUCAAUCAGGUUUCUUGUCUUCAAAUAAGACACUCUAAUGGCUCCUUAAAAAAAAUGGCUCCUUAGACCUUUCUAGAGAGAGAAAUAUCGCAGAAAGAAAAGCAACUGGGUUUUUUUAUUGAAGACGCAGCCCCUGAGACAUGCAUGCUACGUUUUAGACCUAAUUUCUAGAGUGAGAUUGAAAAUUUACUUCCAUUUAAGGAUAAGGAAAAUGGCAUCAGCUUCUACAGAUGAAGUGGUGAAUGCAUUGCUGGAAUACUUAGUUAGUCCUCGCUUGCCUUUGAAAUCUUCUGCCAUUAAGGAACCUCCCUCUCUUUCUCAGCAGCACUCUGUUGCCAAACAGUUGCAUGCUGUUGUGUUACUUUACAACUACUACCAGAGGAAGCAAAAUCCUCAGGCACAAAAUUUAGACUUUGAGUCAUUUUGCAAAUUGGCUGUGACUCUAAAACCGGCUUUGGUUUCAUACAUGAAGUUCAUGAAUCAAUCUGAUCUAACUGGCUCCAAGGACACGGACAAUGAUCUUUCUGUAGCUGAAAAAGCAAUUCAAGAUGCUUGCAAUAUAUCUUGCGCUUUAGAUGCCUCCAAAAAUGUUCCGUCUAUAAACAAAUGGCUAAUUGCCAAAGUUUCUGUCUUAUUACUAGACUCUAAGAAAGAAACUUGUUGGCUGCUUUAUAGUUCUGUCACAGAUGGCGUCUGGUCUCUCCUCGAAAAAAAUCUUGAGCUUCCCUCUGCUGAUAUGGUGGAGGGAAAACAUCUAAACAAAAAGAGGCGAACCAGUAUGAGACCAGUGACGGUAGAGCAAAAAGAUGAUGACUCUGGCUUUCAGCAGUUUGCGUUUUUGGCCGUCAAGGAUGCAACAGGUAUUUCUCGGUCUGACCUUGUGGUUUUGGAGAAGCAUGUGGUAUAUUCACUAACUAAAGAAAAGGCAGCAUCUUGCUUUUACAUCAUGCAAUGUAAAUCAAUCAAUCAGGGCAUUCAAAUUCCUGUCAAGGAGAUUUUUGAGAGUUUACAGGGUCCGUUGGUGAAAAAGAGUUCUGGUAGUUGGUCCACUACUGAAGUAGUUGAGUACUUUCAUCUGCUUCCCUAUGCCAAUAUCAUGUCAGCCUUUCUUCUGAGCCAGAGCGUAGAGGAACCAGUAAAAAAGAUAGAAACAAAGACGCCUGAUGAAAGUUAUGAAGUUUUAAUUGGAACAAAGUCAGAUCGUAUAAACCUAGAAAUUUCAGAGGCAAAACAUGGUGAUGGUCGCAAAAAAGUUAGUCAUUCUGCAGUUGGUCAAGAAGCAACUGCUUUAGAUGGCCACCAGAGGAUAAGGAAAAGUGAAGAAGCUGAGAGAGAUAAUUCAAUUAAAAAUACAGAAAUUGUAGAUUUCAGUGAUGAUAAGCUAUCUGAUGUCAACUUGGAAUGUCUAUAUGAUACAAGUAAAAAGGUACACCACGAAAAUAGCAGAGACUAUAAAGAUUCAACUGCAAAAGAAUUGUAUGAUACCAUCAACCGUCCAAGGACACGAGAAGAUAAAGCUGAGGAGCUGGUGAAGUCCACUAAAAGCUGUGAAAUCAAUGAUUUUAAUGGAAUGGAGUUAGCUGGUGCUCAUCCUGAACCUUUGGAGGUGCAAAUGAAUGAUGAUUAUCACUUUUCUAGGUCUCCUACUAGGCCUCAGAGGAUGGACAUUGAUGCUUGUAUUCCCUGCUCCAAAGAUGGAAACAGUAAGGAUUUUAAGCUUAUUACAAAGUUUUACCAUCACGAGAAAAAGAGGACGAGGGUGAGUGGUGGAGAAAUCAUUGGAGGUGGUGUAAUUUGCAAGGCAGAAAGAACUGAUGAAGGGAAGGCUGGUAAAGAGUGUGGCCUUUCCACUAUCUCACCCAAUCGAAAUGGGAUUUCAGUGGCACAUACUGCACUUGUUCCUUAUCAGCAUGAUACUAUGGAUAUAGGCGAUUUACAAACUGUUUUGGCUUCAAAAGAGAAGGCUUUAACACAAAGUGCCCUUAGAGUUCUUCUUCAUAAACGAGAGAAACUGUGUCAUCAACAACAUAAAAUAGAAGAUGAAAUAGCAUUAUGUGAUAAAAGUAUUCAAAGAAUCUUAGAUGGUGGCAAAGAUAAUUUGGCUUUAAAACUAGAAACGCUACUAGGCUUCUGUGAUGAAAUGUGCUUGAAGGAUAGAGCUGCUAUCCAAGAAGAAGUCCAUCAACCUGACGAAGAGCUUGGAUUGGUUCAACCUAUGAUUGGAAGGAAAUUGCCCAAAGCUGUAUGCACGUCACAACGUGCAUCUCAGGACUUGUAUCAAAUAUGUUGUGUGAAUAACUGGACGUUUCCAUCAUAUAGUGUGUCAGCAACAGAUGGUGGAUUUCAUGCUAGAGUUACUGUAAAGGGGGUUGACUUUCUAUAUUCUUGUGAGAGUGAUCUGCAUUCCAGCCCCUCUGAAGCACAGGAGUCAGCUGCAUUUCAGAUGAUUACCAAAUUACACUCGGGGGCAGAUCACAUGCAUUAGAUUGCAUGAUAGCAAAGAACAUCAACACCAACAUUUUCAAAUUCUAUUUCUAAUGCUUCAGUUAGAUACUGAAGGAACUCUAUCCUGCUAUCGUUUUUUUUUUUUUUUUUUUUUUAAAUGCCAAUUUGCUGCAUUCAGUGGGUUUUGUCUGUAAUUUAGUUCAAAGGCAUGGCAAUUCAACAACUAAAUUUGGCUCUUUUCUAGGCAGCUUAGUUCUCUAGUUUCCAGGAUUGUAAAAUGUGGGGUAUAACCCAUUGCUAGCCUAA